Messenger RNA from Helianthus annuus (common sunflower), 2005 nucleotides. Its product is annotated as nicalin-1. The record is from RefSeq and is a predicted model, not a curated record. Lineage: Eukaryota; Viridiplantae; Streptophyta; Magnoliopsida; Asterales; Asteraceae. Gene Ontology annotation, biological process: regulation of signal transduction. The coding region runs from base 56 to 1765 and encodes 569 amino acids. Gene Ontology annotation, cellular component: endoplasmic reticulum membrane. The transcript is spliced from 14 exons.
AACCCUACUUCACUUCACACACACACCAUCACCUCACCUGUCCUCGUGUUCAUCAAUGGCGGAUCCCGGUAACAACACACACUCAGAUCAACGACAACACGUGUUCGCAUCAUUCUACUCUAUCAUUACACUCGCAUUCAUUCUACUCGCCUGCGUUGAGCUCGGCGAUGCAUCCACCGUCGUCGACGUUUACCGCCUCAUUCAGUACGAUAUCUCCGGUGCACCGUUUGGAUCUCGUGUUGCAUCAAUUAAUCAUCACGCCGCUUCUUCUCUCUUCGCUCCUGGUUCCGAUCUCUCCCGCACUGUUCUCGUUCUUCCUCUGCGUGAAUUGAACCAAACUUUCAUUCGAGAAUAUAUUGAGCAGGGAAAGCCUUUAGGGGGCUUAUUACUUCUACUUCCUCAAUUUUUUCGUUCUGAGGACAGUCAAACUGUUGUUGGACAUGCUGAUAACAGUGAUAAGGAGAAAAUGAAACGACUAUUGGCUGAUUUAGAGCAGAAGCUAAUACAUUCUACUAUUCAAUAUCCUGUGUAUUUUGCUUUUGAAGAUGAAGAUUUAGAUAAAGUGUUAGCCGAUAUAAAGAAAAACGAUGCCGCUGGUCAGCCUGCAACAGCAACUACUGGCGGAUACAAGCUUAUUGUCUCGUCACCAGCUCCAAAAAAACUUGCAUCUCCUACAAUCACAAACAUUCAGGGAUGGUUGCCUGGAUCGAAAGCUGACGGGAGUUCAAACCAACUCCCAACUAUUGCCAUCGUGGCAUCAUAUGAUACGUUUGGUGCAGCUCCGGCAUUGUCAGUUGGAAGUGAUAGCAAUGGAGGUGGUGUAGUCGCACUUCUUGAAAUUGCUAGAUUAUUUUCUAUAUUGUAUUCCAAUCCUAACACGAGAGGAAAGUAUAAUAUAUUGUUUGGGCUGACAUCUGGUGGACCUUAUAACUACAAUGGAACUCAGAAGUGGCUUAGAAGUUUUGAUCAGCGUUUACGAGAAAGUAUUGAUUAUGCUAUCUGCUUGAAUAGUCUUGGCUCAGGGGACAGCGGGUUAUGGGUUCAUGUUUCUAAACCUCCAGAGAAUGCUUAUGUGAAGCAAAUUUUUGAGGGUUUAUCCAAAGUGGCAGACGAAUUGAGUCUUAAAGUUGGGCUAAAGCACAAAAAAAUAAAUGUCUCCAAUUCCCGAGUAGCCUGGGAGCAUGAACAGUUUUCAAGGUUAAGAGUUACUGCAGCUACACUCUCUGGACUUUCUGUUGCACCUGAAUUGCUGGAAAAUACAGGAGGUAUAUCUGAUAACAGAGAGUUUGUCAGUGAAGCUGCAGUUAUUCGGAGUGUAAAAUUGGUUGCCGAAAGUCUGGCGAGGCAUAUAUAUGGUCAGGAGGGGAAAAAUGUCGAUAUAUUUGUAGAUAACAGUAGCUUGGCAGUCAAUCCUUCUUACAUACGAUCAUGGCUUGACCUUUUGUCAAGAACACCUCGUGUGGCACCUUUUCUCUCAAAGGAUGAUGCAUUCAUCACCGCACUGAAAAAGGAAUUAGCAGAUCAUGUCGCAGAAGUGAACUUGCAACAUGACGUGAUUGACGGGAUGUUCACUUUUUAUGAUUCUGCAAUUAAUACACUGCAGAUUUAUCAGGUUGCGAGUGUAACAUUCGACUUGCUCUUGCUACUUGUUCUUGGAUCAUACCUGAUUACCCUUUUCAGUUUCCUUGUGAUAACUACCAGGGGUCUCGAUGAUCUCAUCAGUCUUUUCCGUCGUCCUCCACCACGCAAAAUCAAAGUAGUUUAAUGUUAUGAUACGCUGUGCCACAACCAUGCAGCUUCUGCAUAACUAGCUCAUUCUGACUGCAGAGAUUAGACACGCUCUUGUUGAACCAUGAUGGUCUCUUGUAGCUUUAUUUGUAGCAACCAAGGAUUCAUUUUUUUGUUAUAAUUGCAAACAUGCAAAAAUAUUUGGUUAUGCUCGAGGUGUAACCUAUGUAAUCUUUCCGGCUUAUUCAUAGUAAUUUUUUUCUUAGUACUGAUUAUA